Cavia porcellus (domestic guinea pig) is the source of this 898-nucleotide messenger RNA. RefSeq names its product chromosome unknown C1orf54 homolog (gene CUNH1orf54). The transcript is spliced from 8 exons. The record is from RefSeq and is a predicted model, not a curated record. Bases 149 to 643 code for a protein of 164 amino acids. NCBI's taxonomy places the organism in Eukaryota, Metazoa, Chordata, Mammalia, Rodentia, Caviidae.
CUUUUCUUUGGCAAUGGGUGUCCUACAUGGGCCUAAGGCUGGAGGAGCUUGAUGCACAAAAACCCACUGCUACUCCAAAACUCACUGCUGCUUCUCAGAAUCUGGGCAGCUCAAGCUGAGGACCAACCGCGACUGUGAAAAAUCCAGAAUGGAUGUCCUCUUCACAGCCAUCCUUGUUGUGCCACUUAUCUUGGGUCAAGAAUAUGAGGAUGAAGAACUGGUACAGGAUGAUUAUUAUCAAGUGAUUUAUUAUUACACAGUCACCCCAACUUAUGAUGAUUUUAAUGUAAAUUUCACCAUUGAUUACUCCAUGUUUGAGUCAGAGGACAAGUUGAACAAUUCGUUCAAAGAGGUAACAACGAAAGCAGUAGAGACCACCAUCAGUCUUCAAACCCAACCUGAGGACAAUGAGAAUCCUGUAACCACAAAACCAAUGACGAUGGCAACAAUCAGACUGGUCUUGAACUCACUAUGGAGCCCAGGCUGGCCUCAAAUUUGUAGUAAUCCUCUGGACUUAGCCUAUGGAGAACUGGGAUUAGAGCAGAGUCCAGACCUGAAUUCGGCCACUGUGUCCAACCUGCCAAGUCCUGUCCCCCUCCUCCUGUUGUGGGCCCUUGUCCAGGGCGGGAUGUUUGUCCCCUAGGAGGUGAGAGCAAGCCACUUCAACUCUGUAAAUGGGGAUUUCAUGAGAGGAAAUUGGAGGAUAAAAUAAAAAAGAAAAGAAAUAUGCUGAAUGUGGUGACACAGACCUCUCAUCUCAGCACUCAGGAAGCUGAGUCAGGAGGAACUCCAUAGUUUUGACACCUCCUUGGGUUGUAUAGUGAGUUCAAGACUGGCCUGAACUACACAGUGAGACCCUGUCUCAAAAAACCAAAAAUAAAUAAAUUAACUAAUUAAA